Messenger RNA from Monopterus albus (swamp eel), 2065 nucleotides. RefSeq names its product dehydrogenase/reductase SDR family member 12-like. NCBI's taxonomy places the organism in Eukaryota, Metazoa, Chordata, Actinopteri, Synbranchiformes, Synbranchidae. The record is from RefSeq and is a predicted model, not a curated record. The transcript is spliced from 10 exons. The coding region runs from base 178 to 1191 and encodes 337 amino acids.
AAUUAACUCGCGUCACCUGACUGCCAGGGUGAGUGUUUAAGUGCAUUCCCAUGCACGAUCGGUAGAGAGCAGCAAGUGUUCUCCUCUGUCUGCCUGCUUCAUGUGGUACCGGUGUGCCCCAGUACUGACAAGGACUGGCCGGUUGGCACUUGUUGAAACAGUUGGUCGCUUGAUAACAUGUCUCUGUACCGAAAUACCAUCUGGUUUCUGAAUGGAAUUCACCAGUAUACAAGGACGGGAUAUGAGGCAGCAUCUAAAGACUUUGAUCCCAAGGACCUGGAUUUGUCCAUUGUGGGAAGAUCAUUUAUGAUCACUGGAGCCAACAGUGGAAUUGGCAAAGCAGCAGCCACGGCUAUAGCCAAGAAAGGUGGGACAGUCCACAUGGUGUGUAGGAACAAAGAUAAAGCAGAAGAUGCCAGGGCAGUCAUUGUCAAUGAGUCUGGGAAUACGGAGGUUUACAUCCAUAUUGUGGACAUAUCAGAGACACGCAAAGUCUGGGAGUUUGCAGAGGCCUUCAAGAAGCAGUAUCCAUCCUUAAAUGUCUUAAUAAAUAAUGCAGGGUGUAUGGUGCAUAAGAGAGAAGUGAACACUGAGGGACUUGAGAGGAACUUUGCCACCAACACUAUGGGGGUGUAUGUACUUACCCAGACUCUCACACCACUUCUCCAGAAGAGCCAGGAUCCAAGAGUGAUCAUUGUGUCCUCAGGAGGCAUGCUGGUCCAGAAGCUCAGAGCUGAUGACUUGCAGUCAGAAAAGGGUUACUUUGAUGGUGUCAUGGUUUACGCCCAGACCAAGAGACAGCAGGUGGUGCUGACACAACAGUGGGCCAAAGCCAACCCUGCUGUUCACUUUUCUGUGAUGCACCCAGGAUGGGUAGAUACACCAGCUGUUUCCAGAUCAAUGCCUCAGUUCCAUCAGAUGAUGGGGGAGAGACUGCGCAGUAUAGAGCAAGGAGCUGACACAGUCGUGUGGUUAGCUUUAUCUAGAGCUGCUGCCAGAACCUGCAGCGGGCAGUUCUUCCAAGAUCGUAAGCCUGUUCCUGCCCACCUGCCUCUGGCUUGGACUCACAGUUCUACAGCAGAGAUUCAGCGCUUCAUGACUCAGCUGGAGAUUCUGGCCAGAGCUGUUCAGUCACAACCUGAUGCAGAGUUUAAGGAUCCCCUGGGCCCUUCCACACCUCAAUUUGUCUAAAUUCUGAUGUUAUACUAUACGGAACAUCACAGACCCAUUACAGUAUUGGUAACAAUAGAUCUAGUACUGGAAAAUGUGAUGUUUUAUUUUAGCCUAUGUAACUCCUAACUCUACUCAGAGAUGGCUUUGAGGACAUUGUUUCGUUCAGUGGGCCCUAAUCUGAUCUAAUACGUUACACUAUCUAGUCUGUAUAAAAUGAGCCUUUUCUUAUGACAAUGACAAAAAUAGGUUUUGUGAUUUUUGUCUGAUUUGCUUCUCACACACGACAGUGCCUACAUUUAAGAUGUGCAGUAGAUAUUGUGCUCUUUGGUCAAAUUGUCAAGCUCCACAAUGGCUUGAAUACUUUUCUAGGUGUGAAAGCAGGUGACAGGGCUGUGAGUUCUUUGAGAGAAUUCAUUCAUAAUUUUAGACUCUACCAGCACCAGGACAAAAUGUUAGGUUUUUAUAUCGACAUAUUAAAGACAAUUGUAGAAGAUGAGCACAGAAUCUGUGUGAAAAUCGGAGCAUUAAUAUUCAUUUUGUUUAAGAAUCCACAUUUUGCUGUUCAAUUUUAUUAUUUUUAUACAGUAUUGAACCAAAAAAAAAAAUAUACGGUGCAUUCACAUUUUUCCCCAAGGGAUUUGUUGCAAGUUUGAUCUCUACAAGGGUAAAACAGUGAAGAGCUGUUAAAUCUUAGGGAUCAGGAAGACUGGACCUGAUUUGAAAGUCAUCUAGAAGAUCUGAUGGAUUUUCUUCUGUGCCAACAUCCCAUUUAUGUGUUUACUGAUUCAUAAUGAAUCAGGUUCCCAGCAUGUCGUUUCAAGACGCUUCCAGGCCAUGCGUAACAACAGUCCAAAGACCACAAACAAAUCCUAUCCCCUCCCCCCCCCCCCCC